Molecule: messenger RNA, 294 nt
Organism: Charadrius vociferus (killdeer)
Lineage: Eukaryota; Metazoa; Chordata; Aves; Charadriiformes; Charadriidae
Gene: CFAP144
Product: family with sequence similarity 183, member A
Exons: 4
Cellular component (GO): ciliary base
Source: RefSeq, a predicted model, not a curated record
AUGCCAGCAGUGGCCAUUCACACGAUCACCAAGAAGCCUAUGUCUUGGCAUGAUAACAUAGAAGAGCCGGCAGACGACAAGUUUCUGAAUCUUAUUCAUCAUGCAGCACUGGAGCCAACAAAGAAAUAUUCAGAGCCACAAACUGAAAGCCAGGAAAUUGGCUGGAACACAACACCUUUGAUUCAUGUGGACCGUACUGAUCGCAGACUCUACUUGCCACGCCGGAGAACUGAGAUCACUAAAUAAAUGGCUGCCACAGGGCACAGGGAGAAGCAGUCUGAGAACCUGCGGUAA